AGUGAGUGUUUGCGUGUCAUCCGAUGCGGUCAGGAAAUCUCUCAUUUCCCGCGCUUUUUUACUCACAGAGCACCAGCAAAAUACCUCCAAUAUUGGAAUCACCUGUGCUACCUACAUGUAAUAAAUAGUAUUAGAUUCUAUGUGAGACAAACCUCUUCCUGCCUCGUAUUACGCAAGAACUGCUAAUGAAGAUUUUUGUCGUUGGCUGUUUUUUAUUUCAUUUAAAUCUCCAUCCAGAAUUUUUUAAAGUUAGUGAUUAAGUGGUUGGAAGUGAUUUUUUUCUGUGAGCUCACGUGAUUAAAAAAAUUCUGUGAGCUUCCUGCAAGGUGUGUGUGCAAAAAAAAAUAAUAAGGAGUUUGUGAUUCAGGAAGCUCUUGGGCUACCACACAUGCGUGGCAAUCGCGGAUCAAAGUGCAUAACGAAGACAUAACAGAGAUUGAAGAAAAAAACACAACAAAUUCACGUGAAGUCAGGAGAAAAGUGAGAAGGAGGAAAGAUAAGAAAAAAAGUGAAGAAAAAUGUAUAUCUUCCCAAUUGGAUCUCAUGGUGAGUGUUGAGUGUGCGUGAAGAAGUGGCGCAGUGAUUAUGAGAGUCGGUGGGGUGGAUAAAUCACAGAGGAUCAACUGAUUGAUUGUGGAGGAAUCUCUUUCUUGCAUCAAAGUGAGGUGAAGUGAGGAAAAAAUCAAACCUCUGUGAGCCACUGCUAGUCACUAAGGCCCCGCAGCGAAGAGAGUCAAUAUGCCAUCGGGAUUCCGUCCAAAUGGAAUUGCUUCUGCUGCACAUACACCAAAUGGCCAUCUCAACGGCACAAAGGUGAGGCAACCUUGGCCACCAACUCAGGGGCUCGAUCAUGCAUCAACACUUUCACGCACGCGCUCGGUGGAGCAUCAAUUUCAUCACCAUGGAAAUGGGACAUUGCCAUCUGGAAGAACAUCCAUCAAUGGAUUACUCACGCGCAAUCAGAAUGGACUGCACGAAGACAUUGAUUUCCCACUCACAACACGCACGAUUUCGCGGAAGAAAAAUAUCACGUGGAUGCGACCACAUGAUAUGUGUGCCAGACCGCAAUUUCGUGUCUCUCCCAGUGGAUGUGUUUUGUCGGCAAGAGAACUUCCGGAACCACACGGUCCUGGGGAUCCUAAUCUCUUGGCUGCCAUCGGGUGUCUAUCGCAGUUCCCGAAGCUCCUUGAGCGCGUGUCUCCAUCCGAUCAGAGCUUCGACGUGGCAAAUGGAUACAUUGGAAUGUUCAGAUUCCGCUUCUGGCAAUGGGGAAAAUGGGUUGAAGUUCGCGUGGAUGAUCGACUUCCAACACGAGGAGAUCGUCCAGCCCAUAUGCAUUGCUCCCAACCAGAUAUAUUCUGGGCAGCUCUGCUAGAGAAGGCCUAUGCUAAGCUCUACGGUGGUUAUGCAUUCCUCAAGUACGGCAAUGUGGGCCGAGCCAUUCAAGAUCUCACAGGCGCCGUGGUACAGAGCGUUCCCCCAAGUGGACCUCUUCUUGGUGGUGCUGUUCCCCGUUCAACUCUCCUCCUGGCCAUCACACAUCCCGACAAGGGAACUAAACAUCGGCGUUCGGGGUUACUAGCUGAACAUCCGUACUGCAUUACGGGCUUAGCGCGCAUCAGAACAACCCCAUCUGAUGCACCCCCUGCCGUCACAUCAACCCACGAUACUAAUCUCAUAAGGCUGAGAAGUCCCUGGGCUGGUGGGGAAUGGGGUGGAGUGUGGGGAGGUGCCUGGUCUGAACGUAGUUGGGAAUGGAAUGCCCUAAGUGAAAGAGAUCGCGAACUUCUGGCGUCACGAUCGCAGAAUGAAGGAGAAUUUUGGAUGGCUGUUCCGGAGUUUCUGCAGAGAUUUUCGGUAAUAUGGUUGGCGCAUAUCUCACCGGAUGAUUGGGCACUGGAGCCAGCACUUCAUUCCCGUUCACCAUGGCGGGCCGCCCUUGCACUGCGUCAAUGGCGUCCGGGAUUCAAUGCCGGUGGACCACAUCGGCAUAUUGAGACAACAGCAACUAAUCCGCAAUUUCGUAUUCGGGUACCAGGAGCUGCUGCAAAGGCUCAUGUUGUUGUGGCUGUUGCGCAAAAAUAUGAAUGCUUCCGCAGUCGACAUGAUGAGGAAGCUGAAAUUGGUUUUACAAUUUAUGAGGUUCCCCCGGGAAUGCCUCGUGUGACUCCACAAUUUGUUAGUGAGCAGAUGCCCCUGGAUUUUGCCCCCAUGCAGAAUGUUCGUGAAGUUGCGACAUUUUUUGCUUUGCCACCGGGAGAUUUUGUAGUCCUACCACAUAGCACGCAGCAUCGUGAGGGCAAAUUCCUUGUACGUAUCCUUGCGGAUCAGCAUGCUGAUGUGUGGGAGGUCAAUGAAGACAAUGUGGUCAUUCAGAAUAUUGCUGCGGAAUUUAUUGAGGAGAGGAGUGUGGAUUGUCGACUCCUGUAUAGGCUACGGACGCGAUAUCCAGCAGAAAUUGAUGCAUCGCAGCUGCAAUCAAUCCUCCGUAUGCAGGGAUGUACCUUUGGGCGAACUCUGCGUGGCCUCUCACCUCUUGGGGGUCCUUCAUUGGACCUCUGUCGAGCUUUACUUGCCCUCAGAGAUCCCGGUCUCGGUGGACGACUCUCCAUUGAGCACAUUCCCGCCCUCAUGAGUCUCCUGCGCUUCUGGAAGGCCGCCUUCCGACGAUGUGGCCCCUCAAGUGGGGGUACAUUGUCAUUUAGUCGUGGCACCUGGGGUUCCCGUGUUUCCUCAUACAGCCUCCGUGGUCUCCUUUGGGCUAGUGGAGCCACAGCCAGCAAUAAAGUCCUCGAAGCCCUCGUUGGACGAUUCUGUCGCAACAAACAAAUUACCCUAGAGGGCUACCUCAUGUCCAUGGCGCGUCUUCAUCUAGCACAUGAACGCUACCAUAGUUUGGAUACAAAAGCAAAAGCCAACCCAUUAACCCUUGAGGAGAUGAUCCUCAUGACAAUCUACUCCUGAGAGCAGCACUACAAGAUGCUGUGAGAUACAUUUUGGAGCCAAAGAGAGCAAAUCAACUGAACUGGACUUAUGCAAUAAAUAAUAAUAUUUAAGGUGUUUUUUUUUAAUGAGAGCAAAGACCCCAAAAAUGUUAAGAAUACCCCUUUUUUUUAGUUUAGUGUGAGAUCCUCUAAUUUAUUUGCAAAAUCACCUCCCCAAAACAACCUGAUUCCGUCUUAAAUAUCCCGUCCUUGAGAAUUAAUAUAUAAUGCAAAAGAAAUUACUUCUAAUUAAUAUAUUUUGAAUGAUUUUUAAAAUAAAAAGAAUCACUUUUCUGUUAAUAAA
Molecule: messenger RNA, 3288 nt
Organism: Lutzomyia longipalpis
Lineage: Eukaryota; Metazoa; Arthropoda; Insecta; Diptera; Psychodidae
Product: calpain-A-like
Exons: 10
Coding region: 739-2964 (741 amino acids)
Biological process (GO): proteolysis
Cellular component (GO): cytoplasm
Molecular function (GO): calcium-dependent cysteine-type endopeptidase activity
Source: RefSeq, a predicted model, not a curated record